GAAUUGCUUUCUCCACCAGUAAUUGUGUGAAACCGCCUUAAAACUCUAUUUAGCGGCACAGUUCUGACAUUCAGGACCCUAGGACCUGGCUACCAGCAUCCUGGGCAUACCCGAAGUUCUUUUGGACCAAACUUUCAGGAAAGAGCAAUGGAGAUUGGACCAAUGCAUAAUUGCAAACAAAGGCAAGUCCUCCUUUUCUUUGUUUUAUUGAGCAUGUCUGGGGCAGGCGCCGAGUUGGGGCCCUAUUCGGUAGUGGAAGAAAUGGAGAGAGGCUCCUUUGUAGCAAAUCUAGGUGAAGACCUGGGGGUAGGGGUGACAGAGCUCACAACACGUGGGGCCAGGAUCAUUUCCCACGGGAACAAAGAGCAUUUGCAGCUAAAGGCUCAAACCGGGGAUUUGCUUGUAAAUGAGAAACUAGAUCGAGAGGAGCUGUGCGGCUCCUCUGAGCCCUGCACACUACAUUUCCAAGUGCUACUGGAGAAACCCUUGGAGAUAUUUCAGGCUGAACUGAGAGUGGAAGACAUAAACGACCAUUCUCCUGUGUUCACCGAAAGAGAAAUGAGUCUACAAAUACUGGAAAAUAGUCCUCUAGGAAAUGUGUUCCCCCUGAAUAAUGCUCUGGACUUGGAUGUAGGAUGCAAUAAUGUUCAGAACUAUAAAAUCAGCCCCAACCCCUAUUUCCGCGUUCUAACCCGAGAACGGAGCGAUGGGAGGAAGUACCCUGAGUUGGUGUUAGAUAAAGAGCUGGACCGAGAGGAGGAGCCUGAAUUAAAAUUAACCCUGACGGCCCUGGAUGGCGGCUCUCCACCUCGGACUGGGACCACCCAGGUCUUCAUAGAAGUGGUGGACGUCAACGACAAUGCGCCUGAGUUUCCACACUCGCUCUACAAGGUGCAGAUGCCAGAGAACAGCCCAGUAGGCUCCUUGGUUGUCACAGUCUCAGCCAGCGACUUAGACAGUGGAGCCAACGGAAAAGUAUCAUACUCACUCUUUCAGCCUUCAGAAGAUACUAGCAAAACUUUAGAGAUAAAUCCUAUUACAGGAGAUAUUCAGUUGAGAACACAACUAGAUUUUGAAACAGUCCAGUCUUAUGAGGUGGACAUCAAGGCCAAAGAUGGGGGUGGACACUCAGGAAAAUGCACUCUACUUCUGCAAGUGGUGGAUGUGAAUGACAACCGCCCUGUAGUGACCAUGUCUGCGCUCACCAGUCCUAUCCCAGAGAACGCACCUGAGACUGUAGUUGCUGUAUUCAGUGUUUCUGAUCCUGACUCUGGGAACAACGGGAAGACAGUAUCUUCCAUCCAGGAAGACCUUCCCUUUAUUCUAAAUCCUUCAGUCAAGAACUUCUACACCUUGGAAACAAAGAGAGCACUAGACAGAGAGAGCCAAGCCGAGUACAACAUCACCAUCACCGUCACAGACCUGGGCACACCCAGGCUGACCACAGAGCACAGCAUAACAGUGCUGGUCUCCGACGUCAACGACAACGCCCCCGCCUUCACCCAGGCCUCCUACACCCUGCUGGUCCGCGAGAACAACAGCCCCGCCCUGCACAUCGGAACCAUCAGCGCCACAGACGCAGACGCGGGCACCAACGCCCAGGUCACCUACUCGCUGCUGCCGCCCCACGACCCGCAGCUGGCCCUGGCCUCGCUGGUGUCCAUCAACGCCGACAACGGCCAGCUGUUCGCGCUCAGGUCGCUGGACUACGAGGCCCUGCGCGCCUUCGAGUUCGGCGUGCGCGCGGCAGACCGCGGCUCGCCCGUUUCAAGUUCUUGA
Molecule: messenger RNA, 1779 nt
Organism: Tupaia belangeri chinensis (Chinese tree shrew)
Lineage: Eukaryota; Metazoa; Chordata; Mammalia; Scandentia; Tupaiidae
Product: protocadherin beta-16
Exons: 1
Coding region: 148-1779 (543 amino acids)
Biological process (GO): homophilic cell-cell adhesion
Cellular component (GO): plasma membrane
Molecular function (GO): calcium ion binding
Source: RefSeq, a predicted model, not a curated record